Messenger RNA from Fimicolochytrium jonesii, 2661 nucleotides. RefSeq lists its product as uncharacterized. Gene Ontology annotation, biological process: epithelial cilium movement involved in extracellular fluid movement; axonemal central apparatus assembly. The coding region runs from base 65 to 2572 and encodes 835 amino acids. The transcript is spliced from 10 exons. The record is from RefSeq and is a predicted model, not a curated record. NCBI's taxonomy places the organism in Eukaryota, Fungi, Chytridiomycota, Chytridiomycetes, Spizellomycetales, Powellomycetaceae. Gene Ontology annotation, cellular component: axonemal central apparatus.
GGCGUUUUGACCGAUAUAUAACCAAGAAUCGUCAAGACUCGUGGGCUAAACGAGAGUCUGCAAAAUGGGGAGGAAUGACAAAGUAGCCUCGGCAACCGUAACGACUCCGCUUCCCAAUUCCCCACUCUGCGAUGACACCUGGCAAGCCUACAUCUUUGCAUUGGAUCUAGAUGAAGACGGCCAGAAUGCCAAGAAAUGGAAUAGCUUCUACGAUCUGGUUGCUAAUGGAACCCGGCAACGGUUUUCCGUACUGUCAAAGGCCGCGGCGCUUGCGUGGGCAGGGGAGAAUGCCAAAAAUUACGACACAUGCAAGGAAGUCAAAGCAAUUCUGGACAGUGGCGGGGCACAAGCUGAGAUUCCUGACGCGUUACUGGCUCGUCUAGUCAAGAUGAAGCUGCUCGCUCUGAAGUUGGAAGGGAUAGAGCAAAGGAAUGCUGCCAAAGUUGCGAAGGAGACAGCGGAGACUUCAGCCCCAGUACCGGAGCCAGCGGAUGCAGCCAAAGGCAAGCCGGCAAAGAAGGACGACAAAGAGAAAGAGAAGGAAAAAGAAAAGGAGAAGGCGAGCGAGAAAGACCGCGCCAAAUCGUCCAACAAGAAAGUCACCAAAGGCGCUUCCAACAAGCAGCAAGAGGCGCCAUCACGACCAGAAUCUGCUCGUGCCGCGCCAGAAACGUCUCUGAGGAAGAACAAACUUCGGGAUCGAGGUGUGGUGAAGACCGAUACCAAGCCGACUGCCAUCGGAGACGAGCCGGAGAAUGGUCCAGAUGCGUAUUAUCUACUCCGGGACUUCCCAACGCCUGGAUUUUACACAUGUUUGAUGGAUGAGAAUGGGGUGCAGUUGAAUCUCUUCCUCACUUUGGACGACUCCAAUGGGAGCGAGGGACAACGGCCGGGAGAUGGGGGAAGCCCGGAUUCCGGCGUCGGAUCGCGGCGUGGAUCGGCAUGGCCCGUAGCGAGGGCUGCCCCCGAAUCAUCCCUAUGGAAAAACGUACCAUUUCGCUCCAUAGCCACUUCAAAUCUCCCCGAGGACACCGAUGUUUUCGAUGUGGCGGCCAAAGAGAUCUACAAACUCCUCGAAGUGCGAAACAUCUACGAGUCUUUUUAUUCCAACGACCGCAUCAUAUCCAUACCCGAACUAGAGGAGACCAAGUUGUACAGCAGCUUACGCUACUUUGACUAUCUCAUGACCUCCGUUCCCAGCGAGCCAAUGAUCAACAGUGACGUGCUCCUUGCCCUGAUGUUGGAGCAAGUGGCAAGAAUGGCACCUAGCAAGGGCGAAGAAGGGGGCAGCCCGGGUGUGGUGUUACCAGCGAAGGCGGAAGAGAUUCAGGCUUUGAAGAGAUACUUCGAGACGGCUUCCUCUAAUCUGAUACCGACGCGGGAGGAAGGAGAAGGGAAGGACGUGAUGGUGGACGAUCAGAGCACUGCCCGACCAGUAUGUUCAUGGGCAGACUCGCAUGCCGCAAUCACCAGUCUAAUGCGGCCUGCGCCGAACGAGGAAUUUCACAUCAGCGCUGCCCUAGCCGACCUCCGUAAAAACUUCACGGCUGGGCGACUGAUGUCCGCAAUUCGUCGGUUAAACGAGACGGGGGUGAUGAAUCCUGGAGCUGCUGUCCGCGACCAGCUCGUUUGGGCAUCUAGAAUCCAGUCAGUAAAAGGGGCGACGAUCCAGGACACGGAAGAAGCAAAUCGCCUUCUGCGGCAGAAGGAAUUCGAAACUUUGCUUUCGGAAUCUAAGGCAUCCUCAAUCACUAGCCUACGAGAUUGGACCUGUAUUGAGAGCCUUGAUGAAGAUGCAUUUGCGCAGGUUUUAGAGACUACCAGAGUGACAUAUCCGGUGACGCGAAUCCGUUACAGUGACCGAGAAAACGGAGUUCUAAUAGCGUUAACGGGUCCAGGGGCCGCCGGUGCUUUGGAAGCUAAUCGCCAUAGCACGUUCCAGGCGAGAACAAAGGUUGGCUUUGGACUCUUUGCCCAAUUGCACCAAAGUCAACCCAAGCUACUGCAGCAUGAAACUGCUACCAGCUCCCCAUAUGUGUAUUCAGUGGGCGAUCGCGUGCUGGAGUUUGAAGAGAGCAAUCACUAUGUUUAUCCCACCGCGGAGGGGUAUAUCAAGCACGAGCGAUUGAGGGCGAGGGAAGGAACAACUGACACCUGCCUCAGCAUUCACUGGGAUAGCGGGAUGCUGUCCUGGCGACGAGGGAAAAGCAAUGGCAAAACCGAGCUCAUCGCAUCCUUCAAUGACGGAUCUGUCAUGUCGUUCAUUUCGGAAGGGCCUGGCUCAUCCGCAACGGUGCAUGUCUCUACGCCCGACGGACAAACUGUAGCGUGGGAUGCACAAGGGGGGAUUACACAGAAACUAAACGCUGCUCGAAAGCGGUCAUUUUCGAAAGGAUCGUUUGGGGAGUUUGGGCGACACAUCCGACCUGACGUGCGGAACGGUAAUCAAAUAUCUCCAAAAUGGGGAGACCCGAAUUUUAUUCCCGGACGGCAGCGUAUCCAUACAAGGCUUGGCGGGCGAUUGGACAAGUACCCGAAACGAUGGAUCCCGUGUGAUUACAAAACCCUCUGACGACAAUCAACCACAGCACACCCAUACGAGCAUCAAGGUGUGCGAAGAAAAGGAUAUGGUGACUGGACGCAGUAUCAUUACGAGGCAGG